Messenger RNA from Coregonus clupeaformis (lake whitefish), 2432 nucleotides. RefSeq names its product calponin-2. Gene Ontology annotation, biological process: actomyosin structure organization. Lineage: Eukaryota; Metazoa; Chordata; Actinopteri; Salmoniformes; Salmonidae. The record is from RefSeq and is a predicted model, not a curated record. Bases 259 to 1206 code for a protein of 315 amino acids. Gene Ontology annotation, molecular function: actin binding. The transcript is spliced from 7 exons.
UUCAGGAAUUUGGAACUUUCCUUUCAUAUAAGGACUUUUUGAUGUCAAUCACAAUCUAGAGAAAGGGAAAGGUGCAGCCUAAAAUCGAUAAACGAAGCGUACAAAUUCGUGUAAGCGUUUUUAUUGGUUGCAGACAAAUUAAAGGAAGUAUUUAGUUCACUCCGGAGUUAACUGGAAGAGAAACGAAAAUAAAAGUCCUUGCACAAAGAAACUGAUACAAAAGUAUCCAUACGAAAAACAAAGUACUCGUUUAUAAUCAUGUCUGGCUCGUCAUUUAACAGAGGUCCUGCCUAUGGGUUUUCUGCGGAAGUCAAAAGCAAGAUUGCUGGAAAGUAUGACCCUCAGAGAGAGGAGGAGCUAAGAGUCUGGAUCGGGGAUGUGACAGGAUGUGUUAUCGGGGAGGACUUCCAGAAAGGCCUGAAAAAUGGUGUCAUCCUGUGCGAACUGAUCAACAAACUUCAACCUGGCUCUGUGAAAAAAAUCAACUCGUCCACCAUGAAUUGGCAUCAGCUGGAGAACAUCACCAAUUUCAUCAAAUCCAUCCAAACGUACGGCCUGAAGCCCCAUGAUAUCUUUGAGGCCAACGACCUGUUUGAGAACGGGAACAUGACCCAGGUCCAGAGCACACUGCUGUCUCUGGCUGGUAUGGCCAAGACCAAGGGCUGCCAGUCCCGAGUGGACAUUGGGGUGAAGUAUGCAGACAAACAGGAGAGGCUAUUCGACGAGGAGAAGAUGAAGGCCGGACAGUGUGUCAUCGGACUGCAGAUGGGGACGAAUAAGUGUGCCAGCCAGGCGGGCAUGAACGCAUACGGCACCAGGAGGCACCUCUACGACCCCAAGGCUCACAUCCUGCCCUCCAUGGACAACUCUACCAUCAGUCUGCAAAUGGGCACCAACAAAGGGGCCAGUCAGGCUGGCAUGACAGCGCCAGGAACCCGCCGUGCCAUCUACGACCAGAAGCUGGGCACAGACAAGUGUGACAAUAGCACCAUGUCGCUGCAGAUGGGCUCCAACGCAGGCGCCAACCAGAGCGGGCAGAACUUUGGCCUGGGUCGUCAGAUCUACGACGCCAAGUACUGCCCCAAGAACGAGGAGGAGCAGAAUGGGGCCGGGGCCGAAUAUGUCGCCGACUACCAAGACGAGGGUUACCAAGAAUACAGAGAUGACACGGUGCCGGUGUACCAAGAAGAGGGGACGGAUUAUUAAAAGGGGGGGUUGUGCUUGUUGAAAAUAGAAGAAACCUCAAGGAAGAUGUUUUCAAAGUUAUUAGUUACAUAGGAUUUUCUACCUUUUGGGUGAUCUCCUUCUGGGAUUGGACAAUAGUGCCCUCUUGUUCUCAUUAAGUGCUGGUUAGGACCAAUGUACACAUAUCUCACAUGUGCUAUAUAUUAAAAGGUUUUUAUAUUCCUGUUGAAAUGGCUAUACUUAUGUGUUUUUAAAGUAUAACUGCUAAAGCCAGUACUUGUGUCUGAGCUGUGAUUAGCUUUUUUUCUCGCAGGGAAUUUGGUAAAGUGCCAAAGCCCCCUUGCCAGUUUCCCCCUCUACAACUAAUGUAAUUAGGUAGAUUUAAAGGGAUGGCAUUUAUGCAAAGGAUUUGAUUUACAAAUAUUGCCUGGAAUCCAUCUAAGAUAGGAUUCAAUGAUUAAAAAUAAUCUGUUUCGAGAUGGAAAAAGAAAGAUCUUAAACUUUCAAUGGAAUGUUGAUAAAAAAAAGUUAUCAGUUAAAAAAUGGAUUGUUCCAUAGUUGGCAUUUACCCAUCCUUGUAUAUAUAUGCCUAAAAGUCAUAUUGUUAAUGUAAACUAUAUACAUUUAAAUUACCUUAAUUGAUGUGAAUAAUAAUGUGAAUUUGUUAUAACUGUUUGUAUCCAUUCAUUAUUUUUACUUGGUAAUACAAAAGACAACAAGAUGAUCUGUUGAGAACGAGAAAAGAAAAUGUGUUUGUGAACAAACCACUGUCUCAUUAAUCGCCCAUUCUGUUAACUUUUUAUGUAUGCUGAGUACUGACCAUAUCAUUUCUUAGAAGGAAAUAUUUAUUUCGCUUGCAUAAUCAGAACAACUGGAGCCAAGAUUGUUUUCUUUGGAUUAGAGUCUUGAAAAAACAUUCAGGCUUUCAACAUUUCAAGCUGGAUACUGGAUUCAUUUUGUCAGUUUUCUUCAUUGUAUAAUGUUUUAAUGGAUUCACUGAUGAUUGAUAAGAGGACCAAAAUUAUUUUAGAUUUUGAACUCUGUCAUUCGUGAUUCUUUUUAUAUUUCUGUUUAUAAACGUGUUUUGUACCUAGACUCUGAAGGAAAUGAGCUUUUACUACCUUAGGUAUUAUAUACAUUCCUUGUGCUCUGCUUUGGAUCCAUCUUUUCAUUAUAAAUGGAAACAUUUGUUAAAGUUUGGAAAUAUGUGUGACUAAAGUGUAAUGAAGAUGGACAUUGAAUACAAA